Molecule: messenger RNA, 956 nt
Organism: Erinaceus europaeus (western European hedgehog)
Lineage: Eukaryota; Metazoa; Chordata; Mammalia; Eulipotyphla; Erinaceidae
Gene: ANGPTL8
Product: angiopoietin like 8
Exons: 4
Coding region: 30-629 (199 amino acids)
Biological process (GO): regulation of lipid metabolic process; triglyceride homeostasis
Source: RefSeq, a predicted model, not a curated record
CGCAGAGACACCUCCGGGACCCUCUCGCCAUGGCCUUGCUGGGGCUCAGCCUGCUGUGCGCUCUGGUCUCCUCGGUCCCCUGCAGCCUGGCGGCCCCCCUGGGGGACCCGGAGCCGGCGAGGCACGAGGAGCUGACCCUGCUCUUCUAUGGGGCCCUCCAGCUGGGCCAGUCCCUCAACGGCGUGUACCGGACCACUGAGGCCCAGCUGGAGGAAGCCGGGCAUAGCCUGGGCCUCUAUGACCGUGCGCUGGGGCUACUGGGCCAGGAGGUCAGCCAGGGCCUGGAUGCCGCCCAGGAGCUGCGGGCCAGCCUGUCGGACAUGCAGAUGGAAGAGGAAGCCUUAAAGGUCCAGGCAGAAGCCACAGCCCAGACCCUGAGGAAGGCGGCCCAGGGUCAGAAGGUGCUUUGGGAGAACAUGAAGCGGCUAGAAGUCCAACUACAGGGUGCCAGGCUGGGACACGCCCGCCACCAACUGGAGGCUUUGAAGGCCCGCGCUGACGAGCAGAGUCAUCUCCUUUGGGUGCUGGCGGGUCACCUGCAGCUCCAGCGCCAGGAGCUGGUGUCGCAGCAGGAGAGGCUGCGACAUAUACGCCAGAGAUUGCACGCAGCCGCAGCUCACCCAGCCUGAAGCCAGCCAGCCAGUCCCUCCUGGAGAAACUGAGGACCUAGUCAUGCUUUUGAGGGGGGGGGUGCAGCGAGGGUGCUGCCCCCCACCAUGAGGCGGCUGCAGGGUGGAGGUCACCGCCUGGCAAGUGGGGGGUCUCCCCUACCCCGGGAAGGGGGAACCCCAGCUUCCGGCCAAGUCCAGAAGCCUACGCGGUCGCAGGCCCGGGAUCAGCAGAGGAGUGACCCCCCAAAAAAAAAUAGAAGCAGGGGUGCCGGGGGAGGUCGUGCACCCCUCCAAACCCAACCAGCCCCACCCACCCUUCCAUUAAAACAGAGCGCGGACAUCUCA